AUGGCCGUCACCGAUGAAUGGCCGGUCAAGGACGUAGGUAUUCUGUUUUUGUCGCCUGCCAUGCCCCUCUUGAAGACCAUUCAGAUCGUCUACACGUCCAUCGUCGGCCUUGUCAUGAUGAUGGCCUUUUUGGAAUGGUUUCUCUGGUUGUCAGCCUUCAUGUAUUGCCUGUACAAAGUCUUUCGGAAAGCCGAGCACUGGUCCAUCAGAGUGCUCUGCGUACUCGUUGGCCUCGCCUUUGGAGUUCUUCGGUUCAUCUUCCUGCCCAUCAUGGUCGUGACCCUGCCGCUACCCAGCCAAGUCUCGAGUUAUUGGCCUCCUGCCGUCGUCUCCUUCCUCCAGUGGUUCGCCUUCUGGAGCUUCGCCGUUCUCCUUACCGUCCCCUGGCUCUUCUGCAUAUACCAGCUCGUCACCAACCAGCUCGGCCGCACGAAACGCAUCAAGAGCGUCCUCGACGACGUGACGGCCCCCAAGAUUGUCAUCGUCAUGCCUUGCUACCGUGAAGAACUCGAUGUCCUCAUCACGGCCAUCAACUCGGUCGUCGACUGCGACUAUCCGGCCGCCUGCAUUCACGUCUUUCUCUCCUUUGACGGCGACCAAGUGGAUGAGCUCUACGUCAGCACGAUUGAGAAGCUCGGCGUUCCCAUGGCCAUGGGCACCUAUCCCAGAAGCAUAGAUGUCACCUACAGGGCCGCGCGCAUCACCGUGUCCCGCUUUCCCCACGGCGGCAAGCGACACUGCCAGAAAUCGACGUACAAGCUGAUCGACAGGGUGUACGCGCAGUACCUCAAAAGGAACGAUAACCUCUUCAUCUUGUUCAUCGACUCGGACUGCAUCCUCGACAAAGUCUGCCUCCAGAACUUUGUCUACGACAUGGAACUGAGCCCCGGAAACACAAGGGACAUGCUCGCCAUGACGGGCAUCAUCACGUCGACGACGCGGAAGCACAGCGUAAUCACUCUGCUUCAGGACAUGGAGUACAUCCACGGCCAGCUGUUUGAGCGCACGGUCGAGUCGGGAUGCGGUGCCGUCACCUGUCUCCCGGGGGCGCUGACGAUGCUCCGCUUCUCCGCCUUCAGGAGGAUGGCGAAGUAUUACUUCGCGGACAAGGCAGAGCAGUGCGACGACCUCUUCGACUUUGCCAAAUGCCACCUCGGCGAGGACCGCUGGCUCACACACCUAUUCAUGAUCGGCGCCAAGAAACGUCAUCAGAUCCAGAUGUGCACGUCGGCCUUUUGCAAGACCGAGGCCGUGCAGACCUAUCGUUCCCUGGUUAAGCAACGGCGUCGAUGGUUCCUCGGCUUCAUCACCAACGAAGUCUGCAUGCUCACCGACUGGCGGCUGUGGAAGCGGUACCCGACGCUCAUCGUCGUCCGCUUCAUGCAAAACACCAUUCGAACGACGGCCCUGCUGUUCUUCGUCAUGACCGUCGCGCUCCUGACGUCGGUGGCCAGGCUCGACAACUUGCCCGUCGGCUUCAUCGCCGUUUCCUUGGGCCUCAACUGGCUCCUCAUGCUCUACUUUGGCGCCAAGCUGCGUCGCUUCAAGAUCUGGCUCUACCCCGUCAUGUUCGUCCUCAACCCUUUCUUCAACUGGUACUACAUGGUCUAUGGCAUCUUCACCGCCGGCCAACGAACAUGGGGCGGCCCUCGAGCGGAUGCGGCGGCGGCCGACAGCAACACCACCGCCCGAGAGGCGGCCGAGAAGGCAGAGGCCCAGGGCGAUGAGCUCAACGUCGUGCCAGAGUCAUUCAAGCCUGCCCAAGAGGCGCGGAGAGCGGCUAGCAAGAGGGGAUCGUCGGUGGGCCAGGAUGCCCUCGGCCGCAAGAAGAGCGUCGUUCGGCCGCCCGACACCAUCGACGGCAAGUUCUCCGCCCGACAGAGGAUGGCGACCGGCGUGUACGCCCAUCCCGACGAGACGGCGAGGGCCGAUGCGGCAAUGACGACGGCGUCGUCGGCGCAACCUUCCUGCUGGGUCGGCGACUGGCAUGAUUCCCUUGACAGCCUGAGCCUGACCUCGAGCAGAAUCGACGAGAAGCCGGCGUACGUGGCGGUCUCGAUGGACAGGUAUAUGGGAGACGAGGAUCGACGCAAGUACGAAAUCGCCCAGCAGGCCCAGCUCCAUCGCGACGAGUGA
Molecule: messenger RNA, 2136 nt
Organism: Drechmeria coniospora
Lineage: Eukaryota; Fungi; Ascomycota; Sordariomycetes; Hypocreales; Ophiocordycipitaceae
Product: glycosyltransferase family 2
Exons: 3
Coding region: 1-2136 (711 amino acids)
Cellular component (GO): cell septum; cell periphery
Molecular function (GO): chitin synthase activity
Source: RefSeq, a predicted model, not a curated record